AAGCAAGAUGGUUGCCGAAAAGUUCUCCUUGUGUUGUGUGGGAUCUCACAAUGUUCUCCUGUUUAUAUCAAGCUUAUGAACCAAAGUAAUUCUUUACAACUAGAAAUGAACUCAUGUAAGCCUGUCAAAAGUGCUUUUCAGUGCACAAAAUCGACGACCACUGUGAAUUUGUGCUCAUUUAAUCCAGCCACGUCACCAAGACAUCUCUCACUUCUGUGAGUUGCCAAUUUUGAUCUCGCGAUCUUUACAGCUAAUCGUGCUCAUGGCGAACAAAGUCUUCGGUUUUCAGCAGUUGAGAAGAGUGUUAAAGACUCUUGGAUACAUCUUGUUCAUGUACAUUUUCUCCAUCAGUUUGACAUUUUACAACAGAUGGCUUUUAAAGGUUUGUGGUCAAUUUAUUUAAGAUGAAAAUUAUGGAAACUUAGGGCGCUUUCCAUUUGUCAGAACUGACAGGCCAGGACAUUCCCUUCGUAAUGAGAAUUUUACCUUUAAUCAAAGCUAUCCAGCCAGAUCAGUCAAAUCCCAAAUAGUAUGCACGAAGGAAAUCGUUUUUCAUCAAAAACUCAUGGAAAAAGCCUACUUCAUUUUCAAAAUGACCGGUGCGGCCAUGGUCCAGCCGGCCAGUUCUGACUUUUGGAAAGCGCCCUUACAGUACCAAGAAGCAAAGUUGAUAUAUUGUGGCUCAAACUUUCCCUUACUUCAAAUUUUAUUUUUCAUUGUUUUAAAUUCGAUAUCACUGUGACACAUAACUGUGUGCCCAAAAUCGAAGGAAAAUUUAUUAAAUAGGAACAAAAGAUUAAAAUUAUACAGUGGAACCUCUAUUCAGGGAACACCCUCGGGACCAAGGCAAGUGUCCAUUGAAUAGAGGUUCCCCCCUGAUUAGAGGUUGGCCUGGGGUUUGUUAAUAACUAACCAACAAAUGAAACAUUUUUCUUUUAUUCUGACUCAGAAUCUGCUGCAGUCAUUAUAUUUCAAGCAGCUAGAUAAAUGUAUUACAGUGCGACUAUUAUGAAAAAGGUUGCACCAAGACAAAGUUGACAAGUCAGAUUACAGGAAGAUAACAAUACAUAAUUUCUGAGAAAGUUAUUUUUCAAACAAUUACCAUGAAACGAAAUAAACAACAUGGAUUGCAAUCAACCUAAAUUACAUUACCUACAGAUGCCACCCACCUUUUGAACGUGCUGAAGUAAGCCCAUGUUUCGUGAGAGGACCAUUAGAGUGAAUGACAGAGAUAACAACAGGAAAACGUCAGUUACAUUUUUGACUUGAGGUUGUGAUUUUAUUGCAAAGCACAGCAAUGGUAGCAAAGAAAUUGUGAUGACAAAAUAGCAGCUUAGCUAAAACAGAAAAUAAUUAUCUCCUGGGUGUUAUAAUGUAAAUUUUCGAAUAGCAAAACAUUGUCUGGUGAAACAUUUUGCUUUCUUGAAAAACAUUGGCCAUCAAUAUUUAAAUUUUGUGCUCCAAGUAGCUUACUAUUUUUUUAAGAGCUGCUGAUUGGCCCUCGAUGAACUUUCUUGGAAUGUAUUGUUAUUUUCCUUUAAUCCGAUUGGUCAACUUUGUCUAAGUGGUCCUGGUUACAAUCCAUAAUUAACUUAUCUCUGCGAUAUUGUGUGUUAAAUGUAGUACAAUUUGAUUCAAGUGAGAUACAGUGGAACCUCGAUAUAAUGAACCUCUAUCUAUUAUAACAAAGUCCUCCAACUCUCACCAAAAUCAAGAUAAAAAAAAUCGUUCAAUAUAAAGUAAAGACAGGAGCCAAGUACUCAGGUAAUCAACUCCUGUUGUGGAAGUUAGAGGUCACAGGACUUAAAAUUAACGAGAGACAGACUUAGCUAAAGGUUGUUCUAGUUGACUGUUGCAGUGUUUACAAUGUUUACUGGAAGUAAAGUCAAUGUUAUUUUGAAGCCAAAAUUUAAGUAACCAAAAUAAGCAUUCCGCUUUGAAUUAGCACCCGCAUCUUGAAUUGGAAAAUUAUACCCUGGGCCCUGAUAACUGUAAAGUCACUUUAGCUGUGAUAAUCAUUAUUUUAUGAAGAAGUGAAAAAGAUCAACACAAAGUCAUAUUUUACUCCAUUAAUCAAGAUCACUGUCCUGUACAUGUAUUUAAAGUCUGAAGCAACAAUCCUUUGCUAUAUUUUUCUAAAUGCAGUUAUUUCUGUUUGAUCCCUGCUGUAGAGAUUUCAUUUUCCUUUGAGUGUCACGGUGGUGCAUUAUGCUCUGGUCUUUAUUAUUGCUGCCUUAUUGAGAUUGUUAUGGGAGGUAAAAACUGGGAAACAAAGAGUAGUUCUUCCCUGGUCUGUUUACAUGAAAAGAGUUCUUCCCACAGGUGAGAUACUUAAAAUUAGUAACUUUUAAGCCCCAAUUUCCACAUACAUUUAUUAAGUCUGAGCUGAUCUCCACACAUUUCCCUAAAGAAAUUAGUUGUGAGAAUUUGUUAAUGGAUCAAAGCAUUUUCUAGUGGUCGAUCAUUUAUUCAAUCUCAUGACCUGUUUCUUGAUUAUGUAUUGAAAUUGUUGGGAGUAAUUGAUGUUGAUAAUUCCUAGGACUUUAUGGUUAAGUUUAUUAAAUUGUUAAAUGAUUGUGUAAAUUGAGGGGUGGUACUAGUGAAAGGCUCAACCAAGCCUGACAUGAUGGGGCGGGGUACAGGAGAUUAUCUCAAUCAAAUCUGAUAGAGGUAACUAAAGCCAGGCUCACAAUCAAUUCUGAUGGGGGUGGGAACAGAAGAACAUCAACUAAGUUGAAUCUUAUAGGGGUGACUGAAGCCAGGCUCAUGAACAACUCUGAUGGGGGUGGGAACAGAAGAAUAUCAACUUACUAGUCAAGUUUUAUAGGGGUGACUAAAGCCAGGCUCAGAGUUAAUUCUGAUGGAGGUGAUGCUUUCUGAGAUUGUGAUAUUUUACAGUGCUGAUUAAUGCAAAAUGAAUGUGACUUAUCUUUCAGCAAUGGCCUGUGCGUUGGAUAUUGGCUGCUCAAACUGGAGUCUGAUGUUUAUAACAGUAUCAUUGUAAGUAUCAAAUUUGUUCUAUGGUCAACUCUUGCCUUGUAAUUGUGGAUGAAUGCCAACCUUGACCCCCCCGUAGGUUUUUUCUUGUUAAAGUAUGUGAAACCUAUAGUAAUAAUUAUAUGUUUUCAUGAUAGUGGGUCAAAAGUUUAUUGAACAUUGUACUUAUUCUAAUUGGCUUUUGAAGAACUGAGGCUUGUAUCCAGGGUUUACAAAAGAAUGCAUUAAUACUUUAAACUGCUGAGCUCCUCCUGGAACUAUCAGGGCUUAAAAAAAAUUCCUGUCCUGUAGUCCGGGAUAGGUAGAUUUUCGUGCUGGGCUAGUACAUUGCAACUAUUAAAGCAGAAUUCACUAACAAAAUCAUUAACCAAGGCAAGCAAGAUUUGGCCCUGGGCAACAGAAAGUAAGAGUAAUGUUGCUUGCCUAAAGGACAAGCUAGAAUGCACUAAUUUUUUUUAGCCGUGUAUGUGUUACACGUCAGAAUGAAAUUCAGGUUGAAAUCUUUUGACGUACAUGCACAGUGUACAUGUAGGUUGAUUCUCAAUUGCUGUUGUCUUCUAGGCCUAAUUAUUCAUGAAUUAGGGCUACAGUGUAAGAGAGAAAGGAAAUAGAGAAUCAACCUUGGUUAAAAAUGUUAUCUGAAUUUAAGUUUCACCUGUAACAUAAUUAUGUUCCCCUCCUGCUUGUAUUGAAAUUGAUUGUAUUAUUUUGUUAUGAUGUUUUGAAGCUUUAUUAACCCUUCAAGUCCCAAUAUCAACAGACAAAUUCUCCAAACUGAUCUCCAUACAUUUUCUUUAAGAAUUAGUUGAAAGAAUUUAAUAAAAGAUCAAGUCAUUUUCUCUUUGGUGAUCAUUUGUUAAUUCUCCUAACCUUUUCUCUUGCCAAUGUAUGGAAAUUGUUAGGAGAAAAUUGUUUAAUAACAAGUACGAGUAAAAGUAAAAAUAAUGUAUUUUGAUCAGCCCUGCAAUGGUUUGUUUCGAAGCACUUUAUUCUAUUCCGAGCUUAAAAUCACAGUUAUAAAACCUAAUGUUUUCUACUAUUGUUUUGUGCUUAAUUAUUUGUUUGAGUAUUAUUACGCAAUGAAUUAUUUAUUUUGUAGUAAAUGAUUAUAAAAUUUCACAGUCAAAAUAAUUUUUUUGCACCACUGUGCUCUUUAAGGAGUCACAGGGUUCUCAGAGUGACUCCAUCAGUGCUAAACUCUGUUCAACUUGUAACAUAUUUUGUUAUGUUAUUUUUCUUUUUAACGAAUUAUUAAAUCGAUAAUAAAUUAAUAAUAAAUUAUUCUAUUGUAUUUAUAGAACAUUCGUACUGUAAUUUUUUUUUACGUGAUAAUGAUGUCCGAGAUGUCAUAAUACUUUUUUAACUCUUUUAAAAUUUCUGAAAAUGUUUUUUAAAAGUUUUUAUGCAAUUCGUUAAUAUUGUUUUGGUAAUGAAUACUGUAAGUCAUUUUUUCAUUUACUUGAAGGAACAGUCUUUAUACAGUACAUGUUAUCAUCUUCAGCACCUUAUACUUUAGAGCCCUAGAUACUGUAACUUCAUUCUAGUUCAUAGCAUCAUUAAGUAAUCAUAUUGUUGCUCACUUCCAUAUCAGUGUUUAUAAAGGUUUUGAGAUUUAUAAGUGAACAUUUUGCACGUUUACUUUUUGACUGCUUGCAUUGUACUUGUUAUCUGAAUAAUAUUAUUAUUGUUCAGAUGUACCCCUGCAAACAAUAUUAUUAUGCUUAGACAUUGUUGAUUUCAUGUUAAUUUCAUGUUGUUGUCAGUAACAGUAUUAUUAUCAUUACUAUUAUUAUUGUUAUUAUAACCUGUAACUCAUAUUGUGUUGUAGGUAUACAAUGACAAAAUCCACUAGCGUUAUUUUCAUUCUGAUGUUUGCACUUUUGUUUGGUUUGGAGCAAUGGGUAGGUUCAAAUAGAAGUUACUGAAUUAUGAGUAAAAAACUAAUAGUACUGUUCAAAGUCAAGUUAUGACAGUGUCUUGGUCUUUAAGUAUUCAUCAGUUUGUUCAAGAGAGGAUUAUAUACUUUGUAAUAACUAGCACCCAACAUUAUUUUUUUUCUCAAAACUCGUACUUUUUACGUGAUAAACAACCACCCACCAUUCCCCCCUGCAACAAAAACAAAUCAACCCAUCCCUCAACUUAGAUGGAUGUGGCACAGGACCUUAUAGGAAGUCUUUUAUAGCAUAUUUAUUAUGAGGUAAAGAGAACACCAUAAGUUGCUUCCAGACUGUAAUGACCUCAGAAACCAUACUAUGAAUAAAAAACAGUUGGUCUUUGGGAAAAGUGGGCUAAGUUCCCAAAUAAAGCAUAGAUAAGUUCAACUUGAUUCAUACUGUAUUCAGCAGACUCCUGGAGAAGGCAAGAGAGCUGGUGUAAUUAUAAACUUAAGGUGGUGUGCAACAGUGCAACCUCAAUUAAGCAAUGUCUUUGAAAGUCCCCAGAAUAAAAAAAAAACUUAAUUCAUGUUAUGUCACUAAUAGAAAAAAAAAAACAGAAAGGAACCGUGAUAAUUUUUGAAGCCUUGUUAUUUUUGGUUUACAACCAUGUGACAAGCCGGCCAUGUUGGUGGUCAAUACAAUAUAACUUUUUCUCAAAGAAUUUUUCUUCUUUCUGAAAAGUUAGAUUCUUUGUGAUAGUUUAUUGUUUUGUGAUGUUUCUGUGGUAGCAGGAUGCAUUACAAUGCAUUUGAGAGAAAACUAAUCCAAUUUAAUGAAGUUGAAUUUCACUGUAACUUCCUGUCAAUUGUGACUAAAAGCUUUAUUUCCUCAGUGGUUUGAGUUACUGGGAUUCAAAUUACGCCAGUUUUUUAUUAACGUUAUUAUUAUCAUUGAAUAUUCACAUUGUUUUAUGUUGCCAUCAUACUUGUCUUGGCAAGGUCACGAGUGAAUAAAACCAUAUUUUUUUUGUCUUGUUUCCUUUGACAGAACUUUUCUCUAGUAGCCAUCAUUCUGUUGAUAGCAAGUGGCUUGUUCCUCUUUACUUUCGAGUCCACAGACUUUAAUGCAGAGGGAUUCGUUUUAGUAAGUUUACAAUUUUCAGUCUAUACAUAGUUGGUUAAAGCCAGAAAAAAUCAAAGUUGAAAACAAUAGUGCUGUAGUUUAUGUUGGAAGCUCCUUGACCGUGCACAAUCCUUUGUUUUUUGUUCACAAAAUAAAUGAAUGCAAUGUUUCCGUUGGUCAGAAAGUUCAAAAUGAUAGGAAUGCUAUGGAACGUUGUCCACUGUCAGGUCCAAAAAAGCUAGCAAAAACUUAUAACGAAGGGUUCCCCAACCAUUCCACUUAAAUUAACUAUGGUCUACAUUAGAGAAAGUUUCUCCACUUUUAUAAUGAGUUAUUUCUGAAAUGUCUCACACUGACAUGUAAAAUUUGCCAGUGAAGCGAGGUACUUUACAGCUGAGGUUGUCAGUCCCUAGAGUGUCCAAAAUCCUUUUUUAUAUAUAUAUCAUUGUCAACACAGAAUAAAGAGAAAAAGUGAUGAGAUAUCAUUGUGCAAAGAAGGUAGUGUCUGAAAGCAAAGGGCUACGGGAUUUUGUUAUUGCUGCUCACUAUACCUUUUCUUAGCUUGCUCAGUUGGUAAGUGAAUAUUUUUGUGGGGGGCGGGGGUGGAGUUAAUUAAUCCUGCUCAUAAUACAGUUUCUGUUUUUGGGCUUGUUAAGAGUACAUCCUAGCUGCACGUUGCCCAAAUGGCAAGUUGUAAAACUGACGAAAUUCUUUGCAACUUUUCGUUUUUUCUUUGAAGUGGUCUCCAAAGGGGAAAUCUAUUGAUCUUUGAUCAAAUUUUCUGAUCUAAUUGUGUGGAAUGUGUGGAGAUCAGUCUGGAGAAUUUUUUAUCUGGAUGCUGGGGCUUUCAGGGCUAAGUCUAAUAAAGUUUAAAUCAUUGUAUUUUUUGUUUAAUUUUAAUUUUUCUCAAGGCUCUCACUGCAUCAGGACUGAGUGGUCUGAGGUGGACAUUAGCACAAAUUUUGACUCAAAAGCAAGAAUUAGGUAGGAGUUAGUUAAAAGUCAUGGCGAAAAAACAUAAAUUUUUCUUACACUUUUUACUGUAGCUUAUUUUGGCUUCAAAUAAUAUUUUUUUAGGUCUCCAUAAUCCCCUUGACACACUGUAUCAUUUGCAACCAUUCAUGACAUUAACAUUGAUGCCCUUGGCAUUUUACAUUGAAGGUAGGUUUUCUAUUUUUAACACAACUUGCCUGCAGCCACUUAACUUUUAAAGUUUGCAGUCAAUGAUACAGUAAUUUACUUAUGUUAAUUUAUGAGGUGUUAACUUAAUUGGCAAACCAAAAGUAUUUUUACUGACAUUAAAUCAAUUAUUUAAAUUACAAAAAUAUUAAAAGUUAAAUCUACAUUUUGAUUGGUCAGUACACAUUAUUUACUAUUUGCUCAUUGGCAAAUGCUUACAAGAGCUGCAAUGUACAUGUAGUCUGCGCUUAAAGCAGUAUGCGUCAUUUUUUCACCACUUUAAAUUUUCUCUGGCUAAUAGUAUUAAAAUACAAAAGCUUUUGACACCUAAACUGCAGUUGUAUAUUAUAUUAUUUAGUACAUUGUGGUAAAGUGAUGGUGGUAGACACCAGUGUAAAUAUAUUUGCUUUUUGAAUUGAAUGCUCAAUCGCACCAGAACUGCUACUCAAGUUGACUGCCUUGUUGUUUUAGGACAACAUUUAGCUGUAUCACCAAAGCUCUUCAAUGCUCCUGAUGGCCACACCCUUUGGAUGACUAUCUCCAUGGUGAUGUUUGGCUGUUUUCUGGCCUUCAUGAUCAGUGUCUCCGAAUUUCUGCUGCUUUCUCAUACAUCAAGCUUAACACUCUCCAUAUCAGGAAUAUUUAAGGUAAGCUCCAAUAGCCAUUGUUUAAGUAUGUUUUAUGCCCAUUCUCUGGAAAGACAUAUCCCCUCACUAGGAGCUGUGUGGACCCCUAUAUGUCACACCUCUUUUAUUUUUCAUUCUGAACUUUGUUUGAUAUCUAUUGUUUUGCCAACUGAUCCCCUGUGGGCCUGGAGGGGGGGGGAGGGGUACUCUCUGUAAUGACCUAUAUAGGGAGGCUCUGCCUGAAAGGGGUACCUUUUUCAGGCUUCAGGUACAUGAAAGGGUAGAGAUUUUACUUGUUGAAGUAUAUAAUAGGGUAGGGGAAUCUGUCAUUUGGGUCUUUUUAAGGGUCCAAAAGGGCUGACAGAUGAAUUUAAUGGCUUUUAAAAGUCGGGGAACGUUCUAUUUUAGUGAUUGAUCGAUGAUUUACAGCAGUUGAAAGGAAUGCAAAGUUCUAAACAAGGUUUGUGAAAGAGGUACCAUUUGUCAAUAGAAGGUAUGCGAAAGAGACACCUUUUUCGUGAAAAAUGAUAUAUAAAAGCGUAAAGGGUUGGACCUCAGGGUGGAGACUCCCUGUAUAAACAUUUGUUGCAUACCCCUCACCUCCCCAGGCAGCUGGGUGUUGACUCACUUUUAGAGUAUGUUUUAUAGUAAGUAAAUGAAAGUUUUUCUCUACUAAUGAAACCCAGUCUUUAUUGAAUAGGAUACCCUUAAGGUCAAAACACAUUAGGCAACAUGUGGCUACCACACAUUGGGAUGACACGCCACAGCAACACAUCAGCAGUAGUAAAUUGCUUCGUGUUUACUGAAGAAGGUUUGGAGACAUCUUUGUCUCCUUGACCCAGUUUUGACUCUGAAACAAGUGGCACAAAAUGAAAUUAGUUUAAAUUUGUGCAGUUUGCCACGGUGAGUAAAUUCUGUCACGGAGACAAAUAUUUUCACAGAACUUCUACAGUGCACUUGACAUGAUUUGUCGCUGCGACCUGUCACUGGGACACGCUACUGUACAGAAGGAUGGGUUUAUUGCUGGGGUAACCUGUUGCCAACUGUGCUCCGACUUUUCUAUGAGAGGGAGAGAGGUACUUGAAACAGAACUUGUUAUUCAGGGUAGGCACUUGCUCCAUCCUUAGAGACAGAGAGUGAUGAGAGGCACCUGUGAGACACCUGUAUUCCCAGGCCAUUCGCGAAAGGCUCUCCUGUUAGGACUUACGUGUUUUCUACCUCUUACCUUACCUUCUUCAGGAAGUGUGCACAUUAUCUCUUGCCACUGAAUUUGCUGGAGAUAAGAUGACAACUGUCAAUUUUUUUGGUCUCGUGCUUUGCCUGAUGGGAAUAAGUGUGCAUGUAGUUACAAAGGCAACAAGAGGUGGGUGGCGAAAUUAUAGCGUUACUAAUCUCAUGUCAGGAAAUCUAAAUUCGUCGCGCUACAAAUGUCACUUUCUAAUUAAUAUUUAAUAACAAAUAAUCAAGUUAAGCAUGACAUAUUUCUUUCCCGAAAACUUGGCAACACUGAGUGAUCUGUCAAAAAUUUUUGUUAGCCUCCUGGGCUGCUGGUGGACCCUCUUCCCUCGCAUGUCUCCCUCGUGCACCCUUUCUUUUUUUUUUUUUUGGCCAUACUACAAUUCUCUCAAGCCGUGCUACGCAGGCUAUCCCCCUAUGGAAUUGAAAUUGCGCUCUCAACACUGAUUUUUUUCGUUUCAGACUCAGAUAGUUCAAAACUGAAUGGACAGCAGAUGGUAGAACUGAAAAGUGGUAGCACUGAAUUAAAGGAGCUGUUGUCAGGAAAUGAUGCUGCAGAAAAUGACGAUGUGGAUGAAGAAUUUGAAAUUAAUGUUUAUGGACAAAGAUAACAUUAUAGUAUCCAGCCCGUUUUGUGGGCUGACAAUGAAUUUGAAGUAUGGUUUCAUUGAAUAUGGGACAAAAUAAUCGUGUUCACGAGUAAUCAAAUUACGAAGACAAAAUGCUGCUUUUGCAGUUGUUAUGAUGUUUCUGCCAUCCAGGUUACCCAGGUUGUUAAACCUUAGACACAGGCAACCCAUCUCAGGUUGCUCGAUUUUUGUCUUUUCAGUUCCAACUCAAACGCCGAUUUUCGCCUCAAUAACGGCAAACAAACAGUUUUAAUUCUUACAGACUUUGACUACAGGGAUUAUUUACGAAACCACAUGGUCUUCACAUACUCCAAGAGAACAUGGCCCGUAUUAUUUUAUACUUGAGGACAAUUGCAAAGUGAUAGACUUUUUUAACUUGUAAGUUUUGUUUUCUUAAUUCAGGCCAUGUGGUAUUUUUUAGGGAUCUUGCCUUUUGUCCUUUCAUAAAUUAUGCGCACA
Messenger RNA from Porites lobata, 10125 nucleotides. NCBI's taxonomy places the organism in Eukaryota, Metazoa, Cnidaria, Anthozoa, Scleractinia, Poritidae. The record is from the annotation of a GenBank genome assembly.